AUGGUUGCUGCUAAAAGGCUAUGGAUCAAGCUUAAAUUACCUUCAAAGUUUCUAGGGACUCUACCUAAAUUUGAACCAUUUGUAUCAAAAUCAAGAUUGAAGAAAAUAGCACAAGAGGAAAGAAGAAUAGCAGCAGGAUUACAAUCCUCGACCAAUCUGCAAAAAUCAUCACCAGCUCCUGAUGGAGGUUCAGUUACGCCAGCGCCAAAUGCAUCAACAUCAGGUGGAGGAGGAUCAGGGAGUGGAGGUAUAAGUCAAUAUAAAAUCAACGUCGGACUAAAAGAGUCAUCUACUGCAGGUUUAGCAAUGAAUAGUAUUAAUAGCGCACUAUAUGCAUUGGACAAAUCUGGUAAACCAUGUAAAAAAUGGGUUAAAAAGCAAAAACAAUUCAAGACAUUUACGGGAUUCAAGGUCAAUUAUUCUGGUUAUGUACCAAGUAACUCGACCAAUCCUUUGAAAAUAACCAUACGAAAACCAGAUGCGUCGAAAUCGAAAUCCAAUGGUAAAGCAGCAGGCUCGCCAAUAAAAGUAGAAGUGACGAGUUGA
Messenger RNA from Lodderomyces pseudojiufengensis, 546 nucleotides. RefSeq lists its product as uncharacterized. The transcript has a single exon. The record is from RefSeq and is a predicted model, not a curated record. Gene Ontology annotation, biological process: chromatin remodeling. Gene Ontology annotation, cellular component: Ino80 complex. Lineage: Eukaryota; Fungi; Ascomycota; Pichiomycetes; Serinales; Debaryomycetaceae. Bases 1 to 546 code for a protein of 181 amino acids.